Molecule: messenger RNA, 1083 nt
Organism: Helianthus annuus (common sunflower)
Lineage: Eukaryota; Viridiplantae; Streptophyta; Magnoliopsida; Asterales; Asteraceae
Exons: 1
Coding region: 1-1083 (360 amino acids)
Molecular function (GO): nucleic acid binding; RNA-DNA hybrid ribonuclease activity
Source: RefSeq, a predicted model, not a curated record
AUGAAGGAGUGUUUGAUCGAACUCCCAACGUUGACCGCACCGUUUGAAAAGGAGCCGCUCAUCUUGUACUUCUCAUCAUCAGACAAGGCAGUGGGUUCAGUAUUGCUUAUAGAAAGAAACGGGGUUCAGACUCCAAUCUACUAUGUCAGUAGAAUGCUGACAGAUCCAGAAACAAGAUAUUCAACGAUGGAGAAACUGGUACUAGCGCUGCUGCAUGCCUCUAGAAGGCUGCGCCGAUACUUCACAGGCCACGUCAUCACCGUACUGGCCAAUUUCCACAUUGGGACGAUAUUACAAAAACCGGAGACAUCCGGGCGAUUAGCGAAGUGGGCGAUCGAGCUGGGGGGCCACAACAAUUUGUAUAAGCCGCGCCCAACCAUCAAGGGUCAAGUCCUUGCAGACUUUAUCACAGAAGUCCCAGCGAAAAAGGUCAAAGAUUGUGAAAUCGUUGAAGCUCCCACAAAAGAUACAUCAGAUGGGCUAUGGUUGCUAUACACAGAUGGUGCCUCAAACGAGGACGACUCAGGAGCCGGAUUGCGCCUGGUGAGCCCUGAAAAGCAUGAAUUUACAUACGCUAUCAGGUUGGAUUUUAAAAAUACCAACAAUGAGGUAGGGUACGAGGCAUUUCUGGCAGGCUUGCGCCUCGCCAUUAAAAUGGGAGCUAAAAAUCUACAAGCGCACGUUGAUUCACUUUUGAUCGCCAGCCAAGUCAACGGAUUCUAUGACGCAAAAGGCGACGUUAUGGCCUUAUAUCUGGAUCAAGCAAAAGAGCUACUGCAGAAGUUCACGACAUACAGGGUCGUACACAUCAAUCGCUCCGAAAACAAACAGGCAGACGCUUUAAGCAAGCUCGCGUCAACUUCCUUUCAGCAUCUCGCAAAGGAGGUAAGGAUUGAAGUACUCAAAAAUCCAUCAGUCCUGCUGCGCCAGGUGAACGUGAUCGAAAUAGGGCAGCCAUCCUGGAUGACCCCUAUAAUCCACUAUCUACAGGAAGGGAUACUCCCAGAGAACAAAGCAGAGGCAAGGAAAAUCCAGCACAAAGCCCUGCAUUAUGAAAUGAAUGAUGGUAUUCUGUAUCGGUAA